AUGGGUCAGCCAGGUGAAUUCAGCUUCUAUGCUUCAGAUGUCCCGAGCCCAACCCCAAGCGAAACAUCAACUGGAAGCCCCUCGAAGAGUAACACUGGCGCCAUUGCCGGUGGAGUUGUUGGAGGCGUCGCCGCUCUUGCCAUCAUUGGGCUGAUCGCCUUCUUCAUCCUCCGUAAAAGACGCAACAAGAAGUCUACCGAAGGCGAAAUGGGCGCAGCAGCCAUGGUCCCAAUGAUGAACAACGAGAAGCAUGACCACAACGGGCACUCAUCACAUUUCGACGGCCAAUCGCCACCUCCUACAUAUACCUCUCCUGUUCAAGACCCUUACCAACAGAAUUACCCAACAAAGGGCCAGCAAUCAUACGUCCAAUACGCCAGCCAUGCGAGCGAACCCCAAGAGCUCCCGGCAGAGGUCUCUACGUCCAACCGAUACUCCGAACUUCCCGCCGGUGCAUCGGAUGGUGUGGACACUCGGCGAUUCUCUGAGCUUCCUGCCGAGGCACGGUCUGGUACUUCUGAGCUGGAGUCACCGCAGAUUUCACCUAUGCCGGUGCAAGGCGAGUUCUCCAGCGACAGGACGAAGCGCGCCAGCCGAGCUCAAGGGCUGGGCGUAAUGACCGAGUGA
This is a messenger RNA of Alternaria ventricosa, 627 nucleotides long. RefSeq lists its product as uncharacterized. The transcript is spliced from 2 exons. Bases 1 to 627 code for a protein of 208 amino acids. The record is from RefSeq and is a predicted model, not a curated record. NCBI's taxonomy places the organism in Eukaryota, Fungi, Ascomycota, Dothideomycetes, Pleosporales, Pleosporaceae.